Protobothrops mucrosquamatus (brown spotted pit viper) is the source of this 632-nucleotide messenger RNA. Its product is annotated as HLA class II histocompatibility antigen, DRB1-4 beta chain-like. The annotation marks the transcript as partial. Gene Ontology annotation, molecular function: MHC class II protein complex binding. Gene Ontology annotation, cellular component: membrane; MHC class II protein complex. The transcript has 4 exons. Lineage: Eukaryota; Metazoa; Chordata; Lepidosauria; Squamata; Viperidae. The record is from RefSeq and is a predicted model, not a curated record. Gene Ontology annotation, biological process: peptide antigen assembly with MHC class II protein complex; immunoglobulin production involved in immunoglobulin-mediated immune response; antigen processing and presentation of exogenous peptide antigen via MHC class II.
CCCAUUUCCUGCUCCAGGAGAAGCCCGAGUGCCAUUUCUUCAACGGGACGCAGCGGGUGCGGUUCCUGGACCGGGACUUCUACGACCGGCAGGAGAUCGACUACUUCGACAGCGACCUCGGGAAAUACGUGGCCGUCACUCCGUUGGGGCAGCCCGAUGUGGACAAGUGGAACAGCGAUAAGCGCAUCCUAUGGCAACUCAGGGUAUCAAGAGAAAACGUUCUGCAUAUGACGCGAAUUACCGUCUCCAUCUCCCCCACCAAGCUGGAUCCCGCUUCCCCCAACACCAUCCUCCUCUGCACCGCGAGAGGCUUCUACCCUGUGGAGAUUGAGGUCCGGUGGCUGAAAAACGGGCGGCCGGAGGAGGAGGGCGUGGCCUUUGGGGAGGAGCUCCAGAAUGGAGACUGGACCUACCAGCUCCAGGUGAUGCUGGAGACCCAGCCCCAGCGAGGGGACGUCUACACCUGCCAGGUGGAGCACGCCAGCCUGGAGGCCCCCAUCAGUGUCCAAUGGGAGCCCCGUUCCUCCAACUCUGCCAAGAGCAAACUCUGGACGGGGAUCGUGGCAGCCGUGAUCGGGGUGAUCUUCUUUGCCAUGGGGCUCUUCCUCUACCUGAAGAGCAAGACAGGUGAG